GACGCCUACCAGUACCAGCACGUUUUCGCCCCGCUGGUGAAGAUGGAGGCAGACUACGACAAGAAGCUGAAGGAGAGCCAAUCUCAGGAGAACGUCGUGGUGCGCUGGGAUGUCGGUCUCAACAAGAAGCGCAUUGCAUACUUCCACUUCACCAAGGAAGACACCGAAGCACGCUUGGCUCCUGGUGACGAGCUCCGCCUGCGCCUGAACUCCUCUGCCUAUGCCGAUCUCUCCGGUUCGGACGAG
Molecule: messenger RNA, 246 nt
Organism: Symbiodinium natans
Lineage: Eukaryota; Dinophyceae; Suessiales; Symbiodiniaceae
Source: the annotation of a GenBank genome assembly